Coccinella septempunctata (seven-spotted ladybird) is the source of this 2486-nucleotide messenger RNA. RefSeq names its product transcription factor kayak (gene kay). The transcript is spliced from 5 exons. Gene Ontology annotation, biological process: regulation of transcription by RNA polymerase II. Gene Ontology annotation, molecular function: DNA-binding transcription factor activity, RNA polymerase II-specific; RNA polymerase II cis-regulatory region sequence-specific DNA binding. Lineage: Eukaryota; Metazoa; Arthropoda; Insecta; Coleoptera; Coccinellidae. Bases 240 to 1460 code for a protein of 406 amino acids. The record is from RefSeq and is a predicted model, not a curated record. Gene Ontology annotation, cellular component: nucleus.
GGUGACUCAUCAAAGUGUUGUUUUUCGACAAGAACACAUGUUUUGCUGCAUCCGCGGACAAAAUUCUAAAAUAGAUUUACCAAAACAAGUGUUAAUUUUCUUAUCUCCUUGAAAAAUAGUUAUAAUUUUAUCGUUCCUACCAGCAGCUGUCGUUGAACUUGUUUACAAGGUUUCGGUACAAUUCUCUCACCAUUGAAGUUUGUAUUGGGGUGAUAAACAAAAUCGGAAAAUUCGCCAACAUGAAAUUUGAGAUUUGUGAUAGUGCUUCGAACCAUUCUGAUUUUUCUAACGAUAGUCAAAAUUCUCAAAUCAGCACAGCCGAUUUUAUGACAUCGAUGGGGAAUGGAUCUUUACUUCUCACUACGUCUACUGCUACGUUUAUAGCUUUCGAAGGCCUCAACUCAGGGGUGCCAACCCGCACGACCCCAACCCUCACCCCAACUACCUUAAGAAAUAUAGAGCAGACCUUUAUUGAAUUACAAUCGAAACCCGAGUCACAUGAAAACGAAGCAGGUUUCGUUCCGCCACUGGUUCAGGCAAUAGGAAACAACCAGUAUGUCUCGGUGAACGAUAUUGACAUAUAUUCAAACAACAAGUCGCCAAAUCUGUGGCACAGCUCAUUGUCUCAGUCAAGCUCAGAUUCCAACACUAGAUCAACACCGCCAUUGGUUAUACAGAAAGUCAAUCAAUCCAGCAAUCUGUCCGGAGGUUCCAGAAGGAACAUGGGAGGCAGGAAGCCCACUAAAGACGUUUCCCUCAGUCCCGAAGACGAAGAAAGGAGGAAGAUCAGAAGGGAGAGAAAUAAAGCUGCAGCUGCUAGGUGUAGAAAACGUCGGGUGGACCAUACAAAUCGUCUUAUCGCAGAAACUGAAGAACUCCAAGCUAAGAAAGCCAGCCUCCAGAAAGAAUACGACGAAUAUUUAUCGAUGAAACGCGAGUUGGAAUUCCUUCUUGAAAACCAUCUGAACACUACGAAUUGUUGCCUGGAAAGACGUUCUCUCAGCCCGCCAGAAAUCAAACCUCACAACCCAACGCAUUGUUACCCGAACCCACACCAAAACCAAGAACGAAUCAAGAUAGAAGUUAUCGAUCAACUACCUCCCGUUCCAGUUACACUAGAUAGUGACAUAUUUUCGAUACCAUCUCCUGCCAAACAAAGAGCUCCUCUUCCACUCUUGAGUUCCACCGUACCGAUAUCCAAACCCAGUAGACCGAAUUCUCUUAACGUUGCCGCUACAGCGCCGAAGUCUAGUAUGGAUGAGAUUGCAGGAGUGUCGAUAACAACUCCAUCUAAUGGUAUGCAAUUCAAUUUCGAUUCGCUCAUGGUUGGGGGCACCGGACUCACACCGGUUUCUGGCCCUUUACCCACCUGCAGUAUUCAACAACGGAAUCUACCAAUUAGUAUUGCAGAUGUAACCUCCCCUGAUACAUGUAACCCACCGAAGCUUGUCAGCUUAUAAUCCUUAGGGAGAGUGUAAUUUUGCCAAAAGUCAAUGAUUUGUGAAUAAUUGGACUUAUCUAGUUUCUUGUUUGUACGAAACAUUAACUUGAUGGUUUGUGUGAAUCCUUUCGCCAAAUAGCUCUAAAAGUACUUUUUCAAGUUGUUCAGAAUGGGUACUAAAUGUUACUCAGGAUUUUCUACAAUUUAUGGAUAUUGCUGUUUUUUGGAGACCUUUACUACUAUUGAAAUUUAUUGGAAAGGUUGUUAGAGUAUUUUGAAAAUUGAAUAUUGGUAUUUGACAACUCUUUGAAUUUCUUUGACAUUUUGCUGUGUCUUGUACAUUGCUCUAAGUGGUAUAACCAUUUAAUUCUCGAAUGAUAACUUUCUGCAUAAUUGAUUAUUGGAUGUGAUCACCUUUUGACACAUUGCGAAGCCAUUUUAAAACAAUUUGAGUGCUCACGUAAACUGACACUUGUGUCAACUUUACCAAAACGGCCAUGUUUAGUAAUUAACGAAACCAAAAAUAUUUAUUUUGUUCCAAUGAACAAUCUUGUAGUGUCAUAUUAUUUAUUAUAACAUAUAAUGAAUAUUCAAUAAAUUCUAUGCUAGUAAUUUUAUUUUUCCCUCAGUAGUCAUAUUUUGUUUACCAGUACUAAACAUGGAACAUUCAAUAAUGAUAAGUAAUACCGAUGCUCAAGCUAGUUUGCUAUAUUGUAUGCAGAUAUAAUUUUGCUACCAUGAAAUGCCUUUUUUGUAAUAUAAAUUUUUCACUUAUGCGAAAAUAUUCCCUCCAUGAAUUUUAUAUAGUUUAUAGGAUCUAAACGAUAUAUAUUUUUGUAAUAGAAAAAUACUUCUAUUCCAAAUAAGCGAAUUUGUGUUAUUAUUAUUAGGAAUAUUAAUAUAUAUUGAAAAAAUACUUUAUAUGAAUAUAUGAGCAAUAAAUGGAUUACAUUAUUUGUAAUCAACUGUCAUUUUUAUAUAGUAGUUCUACAAUUUUUGUAUUUAUUUUAUGCAAUGCUAAUUUAAGAAUAAAAUGUUUAUCUAU